CUGCGAUUGGACAGCCGGCCCGCCACUGACUUUUAUUGUCCGCUUGCCUGUUGCCUCCGUUUCUUAGUUUGAACCGAACUGGCUGAGAGCAGAACGCCAUGCCCAAGCAGAUCACCGGAGCAGCCGAGCUGCACUCUUGCUGAUCGUCCUCGUCCGCAAUCGAAACCGAACUCGUGCGGGAUGCCGUCGGCGGGGCUGGAGAUCGUGGGGAUGGGACUGUGUGUCCUGGGUUGGCUGGGUGUCAUGCUGGCCUGCGGACUGCCCAUGUGGAAAGUGUCGGCUUUUAUCGAGAGUAACAUCGUGGUGGCUCAGACGGUCUGGGAAGGUCUAUGGAUGAACUGCGUGGUUCAGAGCACCGGGCAGAUGCAGUGCAAAGUCUACAACUCCCUUCUGUCGCUGGGACAGGACCAGCAGGCAGCCCGGGCGCUGACUGUCAUCGCUUCCAUCCUGGGUCUCAUCGGGCUCCUCGUCACCAUUCUCGGAGCUCAGUGCACCAACUGCACCGAGGGGGUGAGCACUAAGGCCCGGAUCGUCAUCAGCGGAGGUAUCAUCUUCAUCCUGUCUGGUUUACUUGCCCUCAUCCCCGUGUGCUGGAUGGCGAACACCAUCGUCCGCGACUUCUACGACCCCAUCGUUCCCGUGUCCAAGAAGAGGGAGAUGGGGGCGGCGCUGUACGUCGGCUGGUCGGCCAGCGCACUCCUCUUCAUCGGGGGCUCCCUCCUGUGCUGUUCCUGCCCCCCGAAGCAAGACCAGUCUUCCUUCGCUGUCAAGUACACGGCCCCGAGGAGAGCUUCGGCCAACGGGGACUACGACAAGAGGAAUUACGUGUGACCGGGUCUCCCUGGCAUUCCGGGGAGACCAGAAUCGGGCACAGGGGAACCUGACCUCCCGCCAGCUUUCUGUUCUGCUUAUUCAAAGCAUUCCUAUUUUUAUUUAAAGGAGUCGUAUUGUAAUCGGAAACAGGAGUGCUCGUUGUGUAUCUAAAGCAGUUUGACAGCUUUGAGUUAACUGGUCGAGAACUGGAGGCGCGCUCCGAGAGUGACUUCUCAAGUGAUUUUGAAGAAACUUUUGAACAAUCAUUCGGACAUUGAUCGAAUGUGUUUGCAGUGAACAUUUUUGUGAGCGUAGAAGUCUUUGUGAAAGUGCGGGGAACUCUUCCGUCUCUCGGUCUCACGUCCAGGCUUUAUCUGUAGUGGCUCUGCCAGAUAUUGGUAGGCGGUCAGUUUAGACUGAGCCUUGUAGAAUUAAUUAGAACAUUUGUUUCAUUAAAAAAUUUGGUGGGACAUAACAAUGCUUUUACUCCGCGUUACCAGUCAGAAGUAACCCAGCGCGUACUCACAGCUUUAGCCCAAAUCUCUUUUCCGCUUCUUUCGUUAAGUAUAGAUUAAUGCAGAAAUUAAUGACGCGUUAACUAUUCUCCGGCUCUGCCUCAUGUUCGUAGUUUAAUGAGAAUAAAGUUAGUGCGUUUGGUGCAGUGGGCUUUAUGAAUGAGAUUUGGAUCCCGGCAGAGAGUCACGAUCUGCUUUGCUGUGGCUAUUUGUUGUCACAUUUGUUCGGUUAAAAUUCUUCAUGGCGAUUUGAGUCCGCGACGAAUUGCCCCGUAGUUCGCCACACUGAUUUGAGAUUCAGCUUCUCCAAAAUAGGCGCUGGUCGCUUCGACCUAUGUUGCCUUCGAAAAAAAGGGCGGACUCCCUCUUCAGAGCUCUGUGUUUCACUCCCUUCCAUUGUGAAUUUAAAAGUGGGCAACUCUCGUUAGAAAUUUGGCGCCUGGAAUGGGCAACUGUCUCCGGAAUCGUAAUGGCGGAAAAUAAUGACACGGGGAAUGGAGCAGGGAUAUUAGUCGCAGAGGCAAUUACCAAGACAGUAUUAACGAAGAUAGUAUUAAUGCAGUUAACGUUGACGCGAGCCGUAUUAAUGCAUUUGGGUAGAAAUGCAGUUGGGAGGGUGCAGAGAGAAUAUUCAGAAUACGCUGUUGCGUUUGGAGAAUGGGGGAGAGUUAUUGAAGCAGAUGCAGUGAAGGAAGGGACCGCAAUUAUGGAAAUCAAAUGGACUGCUUCCCUUCGUAAGGGAUUUGCAGAGUUGUUCAGCAUCUUCCGUUUCCAAGUUAGGGAUCCCAUCUGGGUCGUGAGGAUGAGUGUGAUGGGACAGAACCGAUAAGGUGAAUAUUGGUAGUUAGAUUAAUAAUCUAGGUAGAAUCUUUUUUUUUACAUCGAUUUGCCAAAGGCUUCAGACAGACCCAGAGUCCGGUUUAGAUAACGUCGACCCUAGAUAAUGUUCUCUGUAGUGGUGGCGAAACAUCUAAAUUGUUUCUGUGACUUGGUGGUGAGAACUCUCCCCCAAAAAACCGUUCUCAUGACUCUCUUGGCUCACCCUCCCCCCCCCCCCAAGCAUUUCGCCUUUUCUCUUUUGAAUGUGAUGGUAAUAAAUGCAAAAUGUGGGCAAUCACGUGACUAACAGCGAGAUUGCUAGUGAGAGGACGUCCUGUUGCCCUGGUUACUGGAGAUGCUGCCGGUAUCCAGGAAACCAGCCAUUCUUUAUUGGGCCCCAUCCAGUCUGAGCCCUUCAGCGCUCAAAGCCUCGCGUCACCCUCAGGAACCCAGCCCCGCAGCGCACAAAGCCUUGGCAACGUGCAGCCUCCUGCCUUGCAUUUCCAAGAGAAAGGGAAUCGAUGUUGCAGACAGAAACAGUUCUAAUUUAUACUCAGCACUGAUAACUUGGGCAAAGUUACCAGGGAAAUCAGAUUAGGCACCCUUAUUCAGUCAGGGUGGACAGUCGCAAUGUCCAGUACACUUACCUCGGUUAGAAACACCCGCAUCAGCAGCGCCGGCAUGUGGUUUUCAUAUUUCACAGGCUGUGUCAGUAUUCCUCUCCGAAGUUCACAACCCCAUGGAAACGGGAGCAGGAAUAGACCCCUUGGCCCCUUGUGUCUACCCUGCCAUUUAAUAUGACAUUGGCGACCCGCCCAGAACUGAUCUCCUCCUCUGGCCGGGCCAGAUCUCCAGCCAUCAAUUCCUGGUCUCGCAAGCUCCCAGCCUUAUGUACCCUAACUUGACGGGAACACCCAUCCAACACAACAACAUGGAACAGGAUUAAAUUAAUCCGUUAACUGCCCCCCAACGGAGACCGCUAAAUUACCCCACGUUAUGUUGUUGCUUUGUCUGCCAUUGACACAAAACUGCCAAUUAAGGGAUAUUUGAGUAUGAAGAAACACAAAUGAGUUUAGACCCCCAAAGACCACCAGACUCGCCAGUUCCCUCCCACCUUGCGUACUGUAUUGCCCAGUUCAUUUAGUUUACCGGUCGGCAAGCAUUCAACAGGAAAUGCGCCCGCUAUCCGCAAGAACAACCUCGCAAAACUCCCGGUUGGCCAGAUAAUUUUGGACAGGAGCCUGGACUGGUUUUUCAGAACUCGACUGCCAUUUUGAGUGCGAGUAUGGUCUUCCCUUUAAAAGAUGGAGCCGUUCCAGGAUCCACGCACCAACACAAAACUGUGUCUUUUUUCCAAAUGGGGAGAAGCUAUAACAGUGAGCCUCCAUGGGGCAAAACUUUCGAUAAGAAUCUGUGCUUCUGUGCUUUCGUAAUGAGUAUGGGAAACGGGCUAUAAACACCCUUCCCACCCCAUAACCCCAACCAAAGAAUGUCCUUUAUUCAGGUCCUACGGAUGUCGCUUUAAAGAUAGGGUUCCAACUUUGUACAGAACGGUGUGACUGUUUAUGCAUUUCGUUACAUGAACUUGCACGCGUGAAGCGCAUCGCAGUAUUUAACGAACCCCAAUAAUUAAUAAGAAACAGGCUGUCUGUAGCGAAUGGUCAGUAACCACAAUGCUCUGUACUUUUACUAAUGGAAAUUGAUUUUAAACAUGUUCGAUGUUUUCGAUGCUAUUGUAAAUCAUCUCACAUUUUUUCGAAAUAUUGAAAUAUUGAAGAAAUAUUUCUUAGCCUCCUUGGCUAAUUUGUUGACCUCGACUAAUCGAGCCAUCACUUGUGGCCUUGGUUUAGAAAUGGAACGAUAAACUGAAGGGGUUGUUACAUGGUUAACUUAGUUAUGACUCCGCCGACUGGACAUUUGGUGAAGGGAUUAUAUGCUCUGUCCGACGCCAGUAAUUUCUGUUCAUUCAGUGUUCAACUUGCAAAUAACCUAUGCACGGUUUCUGUGGAGGAUGGUAGAUAUUCGCUCCCUGCACCACAUAAAAUACCUUGUACACAAA
Messenger RNA from Hypanus sabinus (Atlantic stingray), 4206 nucleotides. It is a transcript of the gene cldn5a, whose product is annotated as claudin 5a. Gene Ontology annotation, molecular function: structural molecule activity. Gene Ontology annotation, cellular component: plasma membrane; bicellular tight junction. The coding region runs from base 181 to 831 and encodes 216 amino acids. The record is from RefSeq and is a predicted model, not a curated record. Gene Ontology annotation, biological process: cell adhesion; bicellular tight junction assembly. Lineage: Eukaryota; Metazoa; Chordata; Chondrichthyes; Myliobatiformes; Dasyatidae. The transcript has a single exon.